Messenger RNA from Polistes dominula (European paper wasp), 3011 nucleotides. RefSeq names its product tyrosine-protein kinase receptor torso. Gene Ontology annotation, biological process: positive regulation of kinase activity; cell surface receptor protein tyrosine kinase signaling pathway; protein phosphorylation. Lineage: Eukaryota; Metazoa; Arthropoda; Insecta; Hymenoptera; Vespidae. Gene Ontology annotation, cellular component: signaling receptor complex; plasma membrane. The record is from RefSeq and is a predicted model, not a curated record. Gene Ontology annotation, molecular function: protein binding; ATP binding; transmembrane receptor protein tyrosine kinase activity.
CCUUUUAGUUUGUAAGCAUUCACGCGUUAAAAGAGAUAUAAGGCAAACGGUCUACGAAUGGUUUCUUUUUUGUUGUUGCUUUUUUUUUUUUCUAAAAUCAUUAAACGCACAGAUAAAAUAGACAGUUUUAAAGUAUAAAUAAAUCAAAGUAAUACAUAUAUCGAUAAAUCACACGUAUCGAUUACUUUUUUUACUUUAUUUAUUUCUAUUUUUGGUUUAUACUUUUGUUGUUGUUGUUGUUGUUUUUUCUCAACACGUUCUUUUUGUGUCACUCGAGUCAUGGUGUUCGCGUGGAAAUACAAAUGCGAGUUGAUAUAUAUUAUUUUUUGAAUCAUUAAUUACAACGACGACAUAUUGAUGACAAUGAUAAAUAAUAAUAAUAUUUUUCUUUUGAUAUUUUUAUCGACAAUUGUACUGAUUUAUCAUCAACGAACAUCAUCAUUUGCCAAUGCUUUUGGAGUUAAUGACUGUCUGGCAUUUUGUUCAAACGAAUCGUGUAUAAAUUCCUGUCACAGCAAGAUAAACGAAGAUGCAAAUGCAAAUAUCAAUUUAAAUUGUAGAGGAAAGGAUUGUAUUAUGAUCAAGCAUAAUAUGGGAAAGUAUAUUAUCGAACAAAGUACUAAUGAUCGUAUUUGGAAAACAAUCAAAAUAAGUAAUGGUAAAUUUUCUUUCAUUUCUAAUUUAAUAUCAAAUACAUCUUAUCGAUUUCGUUUGAGAAGAUUAACAGAGAAAGGUGUAUCUCGACCAGAAACAUCGGAUUGGUUUUCGACUUACAAUGUUGAUUAUGUGCCGAAGAAAGUUUUUAAUGUAUCUUUGUUGAAAAUGGAAAUAGAUAAGACCAAUGUGUGCCGACUUUCUGCAGAUAUUAGUUUUGAACCAGCGGACGAUUUGAGUUGUUAUUAUAAUGUCUUGUAUUGGCAAUAUGAACACGAUUUAAGAUACUUAACAAUACGGAAGGCUCCGACAUUUAGUUUCCAUCUUCGUAAUUUAGAAUUUGAUCGGAACACAACGGUAUAUGUUUCUUCUGUAAACGGUAUCGAUAAGGACGUCAGUGAUCAAACAACUUUAACAUUUGUUACACCUUCUUGCUUGGAAAUGCAUAAUAAUUUGAAAAUUUGUUCUCCACAAAAGGUCGAGGGACUACACAUGAUAGAUAUUUACAAACAUGAUGGUCUUUACGAUGUUAUCGUUAACUGGGAUAAACCUAGCAUAGAACCGGAUAAUUAUACGAUCCAAUUGGAAACUUUUCGAAAAGACAAAAUAUUACUUACAGUACCUGGGAAUGAAACCGAGGCACAUUUUAUUGAUAUUAAAUUGGAAAAACAAUAUAAAGUCAGUAUUAUAGCUGAUUCCAUUGGUGGUUCUAGUCCAGUAUCUAAAAUAAUAACCGAUUGUAACGUGAUGUUAGUAAAUGAAUACAGUCUUUUUCAAAACAUCAUGAUACCGUUAGUCAUUAUAAUGACGAUUUUUAUAUUGGUAACAAUUUGCAUGUUUCUGUUUAAAGGAAGAACAAAAUUAUGUCAUAAACAAUAUACGCAUUUUCAGGCUUUAAAUCAAAAGGAAUUUCCUACGAGUGUGCCUAAAUUAUUAGAAGAAAAUAAAAACAUAUCCAAUAAUGAUAAAACUCUUUUACCAUUGGAUAAGUUUGAAUUAUCUCCGAAAAAAUUACAAUUAAAAGAUAUUCUUGGAAGUGGUGCUUAUGGAAUCGUUAGACUUGGAUUGUUUCGAGAUGAUUUCGGUACUGUUAUUAACGUGGCAGUUAAAGGACUUAAAGAUAAUCCAAGUGUCGAUGAUAUAAAUAAUUUUUAUAAAGAAAUUCAAAUAAUGAAAUCAGCUGGAAAACAUCCAAAUAUAGUCUCAUUAAUUGGUUAUUGUACGAUGUAUAACAAACCAUUGUUGAUCGUUGAAUAUUGUUGCAAUGGAGAUCUGCAAACAUAUUUGAGAAAGAUAUGGAAAAAUACUAUUAACGAUAUUUUAGAUUAUAAAUCGCAAUUUAAAUUCGAUCAGUGUAUUCAUAAUUAUGAAAAUGAUCAGAAGACUGAUCGUACCGUUGAAAAUCAUUUAUAUGGCAUUCGACAGGAAUAUAUUACUGCAGUCGAUUUAUUGAAUUUUGCAAGGCAAAUCGCUAAUGGAAUGGAAUUUUUAUCAACAAAUCGAAUAGUACAUCGUGAUUUGGCAGCACGUAAUGUUUUAGUAUGCUCUGACAAUAUUGUCAAGAUAUCAGAUUUUGGUCUUAGUCGUGAUAUUUAUCAAGAAAAUGUUUAUAAAAAACAAGGAAGCGGUAAAUUGCCAUUAAAAUGGAUGGCGAUUGAAGCUUUGACACAUCAGAUAUAUACAACUCACAGUGACGUAUGGUCUUUUGGUAUUCUUUUAUGGGAAAUAAUUACGUUAGGUUGUACACCAUAUCCUGGGGUUCCCACAAGUAAUAUCUUGAAGCUUUUAAAAACAGGAUAUAGAAUGGAAAAGCCACCAAAUUGUGGAGAAAAUUUAUAUAAUAUAAUGUAUUCGUGUUGGCAUAUCAGACCUCAAAGCAGACCGACUUUUACGGAAUUAAAGAAUGAUCUGGAUAUGUUACUCAACAAUUAUACUGAUAAUAAAUAUUUAAAUUUGAGCUAAAUAUUACAAGAACUGAAAAACCAAAAAAACGAUUAGUGCGUUUUGAUAAGAAAGAUUGUAUAAAUAAUUAAGUUAGUUCUUUUAUUAUCUUUAUAACAAAAAAAAAAAAAACUAACAAUAACUAUUACCAUAGAGUAUUAAAGUUAUUACUAUGUAUUAUCUUUGGAGAAAGUGUAAAAUCAUGUGUAAAAUCAUUUAUUUCGUAAGAAUUUUUUUACGUACAAUAAUCUGUGAUAUAAUCCCUUACAUAUAUAUAUACGUGAGUACUUGUGUGUGUCUCUGUGUGUGUAUGUGUAUGAUUUUGUGUAUGAGAGCGUGAGUGUAUAUGUUUCAUAAUAUUGUGUUUAUAUAUGUAUACAUAUAUACACACAAUAUUUUGUAAUUAUGAUAACUCA